GUAUCCAGUUGUGCAUUAGUAACGUCAGUGUAAAUGUUUUGUUAGGUGCUUUAUAACUCUGUAAAGAUUGUUAGAAAGUUUUUAAUCAUUUUUCAUAUGGAUCACAUAACUUAACAGGAAAAAAGUGUACAUCGAAAUGAUUGAGUCUUGUACCAAAAAACGAAUGUUAAUUGGCAUUACUUUGUUAGGAGGAUUAACAGUCUUAGUAUUAAUUGUUGAAAGUCACUGGACAGAUAGUCCUAAUAAACUUUAUCUGGAAAAUUUUGAAAAUAAUACAACAUGUAUAUCUGGAGAGGAAUAUGAAAUAAUUUCAGAAUGCCAUCCGUGUACUGCAUUUGAAAUAGCUAGUAAAAGCAUUGAUAUAUGUGUCCAUGCAAGAUACAAAGAAGUAUUGAAAUGUAAAAGUGGUGAAACUAUAACAAGAAGUUGUGAUAGGGUAGCUUGGCUAGAAGAAAGGGCAUUUUGGAAGUUUGAAAUACUUAUGUUUCUUCUGGCAUUUAUGUCCUGCAUCAGUGUCUAUUGGAGAGAAAACAUUUUAAGACAAAGAAUAAUAAGAAAAGUAGCUAGGCAAUUAAAGGCUGGUGUAUAGUUUGCCUAGAUGAAUUAGU
Megachile rotundata (alfalfa leafcutting bee) is the source of this 608-nucleotide messenger RNA. RefSeq names its product jumping translocation breakpoint protein JTBR (gene JTBR). Gene Ontology annotation, biological process: mitotic cytokinesis. The record is from RefSeq and is a predicted model, not a curated record. Gene Ontology annotation, cellular component: cytoplasm; midbody; spindle. NCBI's taxonomy places the organism in Eukaryota, Metazoa, Arthropoda, Insecta, Hymenoptera, Megachilidae.